AUGCACGGCGUUCAGCUGCCGCUCCUUCAGCCAGUCUUGCAGGAGAAACUGGAGUGCAGGAAAGAAACAAGUGCCAUUGGGACGCAUCGGUCCUGGAAGUACGUGGUCUCUGUUCUCUCUACAAAGGGAUUUAGGCAACUGGUGUGUGAUCGAACCAUCUACUUUCACCCCAUCACCAAGCUCUGGGGCUAUUUAUUUGUGCUGAGCAAAGUCCUGGAACUAGGUGACACUGUGUUCAUUGUUCUCCGGAAACAGAGGCUCAUCUUUCUCCACUGGUACCACCAUGCUGUUACACUGAUCUACAGCUGGUUUGCCUAUAAGCAGAUAGUACCAGGCUGCAGCUUGCUCAUUACCAUGAACUUCACUGUCCAUACUUUCAUGUACUCCUACUACGCCAUGCGAGCAGCAGGCUUUUGGGUACCCCGCUACAUCGCUAUAGCAAUCACCUUUUCACAGAUCCUGCAGAUGCUGGUAGCUGUGAUAGUGAACAUCUUACUCUUCUUCUGGAUGGAGAAAGAAAUCUCCCAUGCUGUCUGGUCAGGUGUUUUCUUUUCAUUUGUGAUGUACCUCAGUUACUUGGUGCUCUUCUGCAACUUCUUCUCCAAGACUUACCUGACCAGUGCCAAGAAAUCAAAGGGGGAAUAA
Messenger RNA from Struthio camelus australis, 645 nucleotides. NCBI's taxonomy places the organism in Eukaryota, Metazoa, Chordata, Aves, Struthioniformes, Struthionidae. The record is from RefSeq and is a predicted model, not a curated record.